Molecule: messenger RNA, 2804 nt
Organism: Polistes canadensis
Lineage: Eukaryota; Metazoa; Arthropoda; Insecta; Hymenoptera; Vespidae
Gene: Liprin-beta
Product: liprin-beta-2
Exons: 12
Coding region: 125-2386 (753 amino acids)
Biological process (GO): neuromuscular junction development
Cellular component (GO): presynaptic active zone
Molecular function (GO): protein binding
Source: RefSeq, a predicted model, not a curated record
AUUAUUUUCUCGUGUUUUAUGUGGCAUACAUUUAUGCAUGAUCCAACUCAAGAGUUUAGAUUAUAUGUUUCAAUAAUGUGGUGCAAUAAUGAUAUUUUAAAAGAAGAUGUUUUUUUUAUAAAGAAUGGAUAAUACGUGGAAUUAUUAUUCUAAAGAAUACAAGAAUUUAAUUGCUACCAUGGAAGAAGAUAAUAAACUACAUAGGAAAGAUUCACAGUCGGAUUCGUCAGAAGCUGCUUCAACUAUAAAACACUGGGAUAGUCAAUGGACACCUUCAGAAGGAUAUGAUUCUUCUGAAACGUCUAAUUCAGGCUGUGGUGAGGAAUAUGCUGAAGAUUACCAACACAGAAUAGGAAUUGAUCCGUCUAGAUUUGUUGAAGAUUGUCAUAGUGGUUGUAGGUCUCAAACUUGUCUUUGUCAGGGUUGUCUAUUCGAAUACAAUAGGAUGAUAAAUCUUCAAGGCAGUGUGUCCAAUAUUUGUGGAACACCAAUAACUAAAACUAAUCCAAAUCAUUUAUCAACACUUCCAUCUUUGUAUAGUACACCAUGCUCAAGUAUCCAGAGCGAGCUGCCACGUCAUUAUAGCAAGGAUCAUCUUCCUUUAAGUUGCAAUUGUCACACAAUGUAUCCUUGUCAUAUGCAACAAAUUUCAUUGCCUUUGAAGGAAUGUCAUUUACAUUCCAGUGACAAAACAAAUAGCACUACUUCUCUUUCUGGAAAUUCAGUAGGUCGUUGUGCUGGUUCGUUGGAUAGAAGAAGAAGAAGAUUUAAAAGUAAAACUGAUCAUAAUCAGAGGACUAAAUCGCAUAGUGAUUUAAUAUGCUGUCCUAAAGAUAGACCACAUUACUGUUCUUUACAGCAAUUUCAAUGUGGCAAUAACUCACACAUGUAUAGCUACUAUAGUAAAACUGAGGAACGUCUUCAAAAAUUAGAAAGCGAACGUGGUGCACUUCACAUGGAGGUAUCAGUUCUAUCCGAGCAAGUCGAUGCACAAUCUAGCAAAAUUCAAGAAUUAGAAAAUAUGCUUAAAGAAAAAAAGCAUUCCCUCAGACAAAUGGAAGAAGCUUUACAAAAGGAAGUGUUAUCAAGAAGUGCAUUAGAGACACAAAAACUCGAGCUUCUUAGUUCUCUUUCCGAACUGAAACUCAGGCAGGCUAGCUUAGAACAUGAAAAUUUAGCAUUAAGAAAUACAAGUUCAUUAUCCAAUGGGGAGAGAUUCAGUAGACAUGCCGGUCAAUAUAGCAGUCUUCCAAGGCCACCAACAUCUUCGAAGAAAGGAGUCGCGUUUGGUAAGGUUUCCAAUUUAAUCUCCGGAGAGCACACAACAGUACCAUUGGCUGUUAGAGGAAUUUCUGCGAGAUGUCUAUCAGCUCCUAUUCUAGCGGAAGAAGAAAAAACAGUAAUUGGGGAGUCAAGUUUUCAACCAGAAUCAGCACCACCAAAGCCCCUUGCAGAAUUGUCUAUAGAAGAAGUUGGUGAUUGGUUAUCCCGUAUUGGUCUGGAAUGUUAUGCUGCAGAAUUAAGACGAUGGGGAGCUACCGGUGUAAAAUUAGUUGAUGCAACACCAAAUCAAAUUGAAAAGGAACUUGAUAUCAAAAAUAUAUUACACAGAAAGAAAUUACUAUAUGCAAUUGAAUCUGAGAGAUCUAAUGCAGAGGGUUUUCUUGGUUCGGAGAAGAUGGACAGUGCUGCGGUAUUACGAUGGUUAGAUGAUAUUGGAUUACCCCAACAUAAAGAAGCUUUUCAUAAUGCCAAAGUUGAUGGUAGAGUAUUACAUAGAUUAACAACAGAAGACUUAUUGAAUCUCGGUGUGACAGCUCAGCUACAUGCAGCUAGUUUACGACGAGGAAUUCAGAUUUUGAGGGAACUGAAUUUUGAAUUUGACAAUUUGGAGAGAAGAUCAGUAAGUGGGAACGGUGCAGAUGGAAGUAACGUUACGCUAUGGACUAAUCACAGAGUGAUGGAAUGGUUAAGAGUGGUUGACCUUGCAGAAUAUGCACCCAAUAUGAGAGGCUCAGGAGUGCAUGGUGGACUAAUGAUCCAUGAAGGUCGUUUCACGUCAGAGUUGUUAGCAACCAUAUUAAGCAUUCCGCCUUCAAAAACUCUAUUAAGAAGGCAUUUGACAACUCACUUUAAUCAAAUUCUUGGUAGAGAAGUUGUGCAGCAUAAAAGAGAGAUGGAAAGUACACUUGGAUUCGUACCUUUAACUCUUACGGCUAGAUUGAAGGCACCAAAGAAGUCUCAGUUCACGUUGAAACGUAAAAAGAGUAAAAACGAAGUGGAUUAUGGAAAUCUGGUUUGUCCUUUGGAAGCAUCACCACCAGGUACACCAUCAACAUCUUCGUCAACACCUGGCAGUCCUAAUUUGAACUCACCCUCACUCUAACCAUAUUCACAGAUUCAUUCAAGCAGUCAUCUUAACUAACUCAUCUAGAGGAUACUGGGCAAAAGAAAGUAAUUGGUUGUAUAUGAAGAACAUACAUAAAAUUUAUUUUGUACAAUGAAUGUUUUAGGUAAUUCAUUUUAUACCAAAAAAAUAUUUGCUUUUAUUAAAUUUGACUGACAGACAAUUUUUUUAUUAGUAAAGAGAAAAUAGUGGUGAUAUAAAAAAAUAUAAAUCACGGGUAAACAAACGGGGACCAUUUUUUUACGAAACGAACGUUUAUAUUAACAAUUUUUCUAAUCGAAAUAAUAACAGGACAGUAUAGGUGCCUUGCUAAUGUAUAACGUGUUUAGAUUAUGUCAUGUAUUUUCAAUACAGAUUUGUAAUAACCCUAUAUCAAAAUAAUAAUAAUUGUUCAAUA